Messenger RNA from Uranotaenia lowii, 587 nucleotides. RefSeq lists its product as uncharacterized. NCBI's taxonomy places the organism in Eukaryota, Metazoa, Arthropoda, Insecta, Diptera, Culicidae. The record is from RefSeq and is a predicted model, not a curated record. The transcript has 3 exons. The coding region runs from base 66 to 566 and encodes 166 amino acids.
AAGGAUACCAAAGGAUACAGCGGGAAAUUGAUCUUACAAAACAAGAUCAUGACAACGCUUCUAAAAUGGAGUUUUGGAAAAAUUUGAACACCAAAGUCAAUGCAGUUGCCCUUCAGCACGAAGUUAUUUUAAUCACAUUCUUCAAGACAUGUCAAGCAAUAAGGGUCACAUUUUUCCUCAGUUACUACUUCGCCAGUAUCACAGCAUCGUUCAUGUUAUUGGAAACUAUGCUCUCCGGAAUAACAGUAAUGGCACUCAUUUCAUUUUGCGGCGCCAUGGCUUUGAUAUUCGAUUGCUACUGGUAUUGCAGAUCGAUAGACGCCUUUAAUGAUGUGAACGAGACGAUUGCUCAUAACGUUUUAGUUUUAACUGCCGGAUUUCCAUAUACGCCACUUUGCCACAAGGAAUAUCGUGACAUCUGCUCCACUUUGAGACUUAUUCAUCUUUCAGCCAGACAAGGCGUGCAAAUUCGUGGAGCUGGCACCCCAGUUAUCAGUACUCCUGCUGUCACUGCUAUGAUUAACAUGAUCUACUCUGCGCUAACAUUUUUCCGGAAUUUUAAAUAAUAAUGAGCUUAGCUUGGUUGA